This is a messenger RNA of Acanthisitta chloris (rifleman), 1970 nucleotides long. RefSeq names its product actin-related protein 3B. Gene Ontology annotation, cellular component: actin cortical patch. Gene Ontology annotation, molecular function: actin filament binding. The record is from RefSeq and is a predicted model, not a curated record. NCBI's taxonomy places the organism in Eukaryota, Metazoa, Chordata, Aves, Passeriformes, Acanthisittidae. Bases 22 to 1125 code for a protein of 367 amino acids. The transcript is spliced from 10 exons.
GACCAGGCUCAGAGGAGGGUAAUGAAAGGUGUGGAUGAUCUGGACUUUUUCAUAGGAGAUGAAGCCAUAGAUAAACCUACCUAUGCUACAAAGUGGCCUAUACGACAUGGUAUUGUUGAAGACUGGGACCUCAUGGAGAGAUUCAUGGAGCAGGUCAUCUUUAAGUACCUUCGAGCUGAACCUGAGGAUCACUAUUUUUUAAUGACAGAGCCUCCACUGAACACCCCAGAAAACAGAGAGUAUCUUGCAGAAAUCAUGUUUGAAUCGUUUAACAUCCCAGGACUUUACAUUGCUGUUCAGGCAGUGUUGGCCUUAGCUGCCUCCUGGACGUCACGGCAGGUUGGAGAACGUACUUUGACUGGAACUGUCAUCGAUAGUGGUGAUGGAGUGACCCACGUAAUUCCUGUGGCAGAAGGCUAUGUAAUUGGAAGUUGCAUCAAACAUAUUCCUAUUGCAGGUAGAGAUAUUACUUACUUUAUUCAACAACUCCUAAGGGAAAGGGAGGUGGGAAUUCCUCCUGAACAAUCUCUGGAGACAGCAAAAGCCAUAAAGGAAAAAUACUGCUACAUUUGCCCUGACAUCGUGAAAGAGUUUGCCAAAUAUGAUGGAGAUUCUCGAAAAUGGAUCAAACAAUACACUGGCAUCAAUGCAAUCAACAAAACCAAGUUUGUUAUAGAUGUUGGUUAUGAAAGGUUCCUUGGGCCUGAAAUUUUCUUUCAUCCUGAGUUUGCUAAUCCUGAUUUCAUGGAAUCCAUUUCGGAUGUAGUUGAUGAAGUUAUACAGAACUGUCCCAUUGAUGUCCGGCGUCCAUUAUAUAAGAAUGUGGUCCUUUCAGGAGGAUCUACAAUGUUCAGGGACUUUGGACGACGACUGCAAAGGGACUUGAAAAGAGUUGUGGACGCAAGAUUGCGACUUAGUGAGGAACUCAGUGGUGGUCGGAUAAAACCCAAACCAGUUGAAGUUCAGGUGAUAACACAUCACAUGCAGCGUUAUGCAGUUUGGUUUGGCGGUUCCAUGCUGGCUUCAACACCAGAGUUUUUUCAAGUAUGUCACACCAAGAAAGACUAUGAAGAGUAUGGCCCUAGUAUUUGUCGUCAUAAUCCUGUUUUUGGAGUCAUGUCAUAAUGCUCAUCUAAUGGAAACAAGAUCUCUGAUAUCUUGCUGGUGAGGGAACUCAUGCAGUGCUGAGGAAGGCAGCAGAGACUGUAAAUACUGAAGCAAGAUGCACUUAACUCUUGGAACCAUUUGGAUCACCAUCGUGCACUAAAGCACAACUUACAGCCCCAAGUCAUUUCAGCACGAGCCAUUUCUCUGCUGACUGCUCAGAGCCUAUCCUUUCUUCCUAAAUGUGAGGUAAUUGAAAAUAGGUAAGUCUCAGUUUAGGAGGUUGUGCAAAUGCUACUGAAACUGAACCCAGAAGAAUAAGGCAGUGUUUUGCUGCUUGUGGAAAGAUUGAAACCUUUCUCACUUGUGCCCUGAGUUUGCAAUCAAAUCUUUAGCAAUGGAGCACUAAAUACCACAUUGCCUUUAGCGGAGUUGGAAUGGAUACAGGUACCUACCCAAAUGGAAUAGAUUCCAGGAAUGGGACAGUACUUUGUAAAGUAGGUUUUCAUAUCAUUUUGAAUGUUAUGAUACUGGUAGGGUGAAUUGAUGAGGUAGUUCUAAGCACGAACAGCUAUCAAUGUCAUGGAGUGAUGUUAUGCAUUUCCAGGUGUGAGGAAUGUAGUGGAGUUGUGCUGUUAUUUUUUUGGGGGGGGAAAAAAAGCCAUGUAUGAUAGAAACUGAUCUGUUCAUGUUUGGAUGACACAAAGUGAUUUGCAGUAUUGUAUGAAGUUUACUAUAGCCACUGUUACUUUGUUUUGAAUUUUCUGAAACUGUUUUAUAGGAGAUGAUGUUUUGUUUUGAUGUUGGUGAGUGGUGGAUGAAACAUGGGCCUUGCACCAGUGAAAUAAAAGCUGUUAACAUCUUUA